This is a messenger RNA of Elaeis guineensis (African oil palm), 1092 nucleotides long. The record is from RefSeq and is a predicted model, not a curated record. NCBI's taxonomy places the organism in Eukaryota, Viridiplantae, Streptophyta, Magnoliopsida, Arecales, Arecaceae.
AUGGCAGCAAACAACAACAGUAUGAAUAUGACUCAGCCACUCAUUCCCAUUUUCAAAGGAGAGUGCUAUGAGUUUUGGGGUAUCAAAAUGAAGACUCUAUUCAAGUCUCAAGACCUAUGGGACUUAGUAGAGAAUGGGUUUGCAGAUCCAGAUGAGGAGCAGAGGCUAAGGGAAAAGAAAAAGGAGUUCAAGGCAUUGUUCUUCAUUCAACAAGCUAUGCAUGAGAUGACUUUUUCAAGGAUUGCAGCAGCCACUACCUCCAAGCAAGCAUGGGAGAUGCUGCAAAAAGAAUUUCAGGGCUUAACAAAGACAUUGAGGAAUAUAAGGAUUUGUCUAUUUUUCUCAUUCGAUGAACUAAUGGGUUCCAUACAAGCUCAUGAAGCGAGGCUAAAUAGAUCACUUGAAAAGAGUGAGGAGAAGGUAUUUCAAGUGAAGGGGGAAGCAUCUUCACAAAAGGAUGACUCAAAAAAAGCAGCAAGUAGAGAAAAUGGCAAAGCUAGAUAUCGAAGUGAGGUCAUGGUAGAGGCAGAGGCAGAUGGCUGGAAAUGGGAAAAACAAGCAAACUAUGCUAAAGGAGAUGAAGAAGAAAGCAAGUUGUUCAUGGCCCAUAUGCAUGUGAAUGAUGUACCAAGUGAAAUCUGGUUUUCAAACAGCGGCUGCUCAAAUCAUAUGUCUGGCAUGAGAUCAAUGUUCAAAGAACUUGAUGAGACUCAUAAGUUGAGGGUGAGACUUGGAGAAGAUAAGCUACUUCAGACUGAAGAAAAGGCACAGUUGCUGUCAGGACUAGCCAUGGUAAGAUUAAGCUUCUUCAUAAUGGUGGUCCUCCUCCCAAUUGAGGUUGAGGCAGGCGAGGUAGUAAAGAAAAGUGGCAAAGUUGGUCUCGUGGCUGAUGCCAUAGUCGAUGCAGGAGGCAUUGCUGAAGGAGUCAAGGAGGUGGGGAAGGAGCUCGUUUGCGGUGGGGCGGAACUAGUUAGAGGGGAGGAGGAGCGGGAGGGCCUCGAAGGAGAGGCGAACAUGAUAGGAUCGAUAGGUGGGGUUGCCAUAGUAGGUGAGGUGGGGGAGAGGGGGGAUCUCAUGGAUCCAGGAGGUUAG